AUGCAUGAUGUGCCUUCGUCAAGCACGCAUCUGGAAAUUGUAUACGGUGCACCCCACGUUGAAGGCAACGUCUCAGGCGAGCUACUAGCGUCCAAUAUUGAACUCAGCUUCUGGGGCGGUGUUGACCAUGUCACCGGAGAGGUUAUCGAUCGUUCCCACCCCUUGGUGCGGCAAUGUCUGAAAGACAAGAUACUGGCUAUACCAGGUGGACGUGGAUCAUGUUCCGGGUCAGCCACGAUACUAGAACUAAUCAUGAACGGCAAUGGGCCGAGGGCAUUGAUCUUCGAGCGUGCCAACGAGAUCCUUGCCGUUGGUCUCUUUGUCGCAGAAGAAGUGUUCGGUAGGAUGAUACCUAUGCUGAUCGUAGAUCCUGGGGACUUCAAGACCAUACUUGGAUGGAACAAGAGGAACAUCUUCAUCCAAGGUCACUGCAUUUCGACACGACAAUUGGAGGCAAGCACAAAAGACCACUAUAAAGCCUUGAGCCCUGAACACGUUCGACCUCACACGCCUGAGCUCUCGGAACUUGACAAAGUCAUGCUCCAAGGUGACUACAAUGGAAAAGGCGGGUACACUAAGGCUCACGAGCUGGCUAUGAGGGUCAUCAUCCGAACAGCAACCAUCAUGAAGGCCCCAUCAUUAAUGUCUGUAUGUCAAGCACAUGUAGACGGCGCUCACUUUGGGCCAGCAUCCGUCUUCUUCGGCAAACGGCUUCGUGAUUUGGGUGGAAAGUUCGCGGUGCCCACUACUGUAAAUGCUAUUACUGUCGACGGACAACGCUGGCGAGACCUGGGAGUUGACACAGGCUUCAGCAUAGAGAGCGAUGAGUUGGCAAAGAUUUUCCUCGACAUGGGUGCUCAGAUGUCGUUCACAUCUAGCAUCCACUUGACCAAGAACAGGGUACCAGAGAUCUCGAUCUCCGCACCUCCAUUCAACCAAGUUCGCGAACCGCCCAUUGACGACUCCUUUUGGCCACUACUCGGCUGUAGGAUUGGCGCUAAAGCAGGCUCACGUAUUCCUAUCAUCACUGGUUUCGGAUCUAUGGAGCGUCCACCAUCUCGAGACGCUUUGAAAGCCUUCUCGGCCGCGUUCGCUACCAGUGCUGGAGCACCCAUGUUCCAUAUGCUCGGCGUUACACCGGAAGCCGAGCAAUAUGCAGGCCUCGUACAGUCUGACGCGUUACAGCCAGAGAUCAGCAUCACUUGGCACGACUUGGAAGAUACGUGGACAGCUUUCAAUCAGGAUUCCGAUUCCAAAGUCCUUCCUCGAACGGUAGAUCUUGUGUCCCUUGGUAACCCUCACUUCUCGCUCCUCGAGCUCAAAUCGCUUGCCCAACUCGUUCAUAGACGUACUAAACAUUCUUCCACUUCUGUAAUCGUAACGACAUCGAGGGCACAGCACAGUCUUGCGACGCAAGCGAACUACAUUGCGGAGCUGGACGAGUUUGGUGUCCAGGUGCUAACGGAUACGUGUUGGUGUUUCAUCCGCGAUCCCGUGAUCAAGAAGGAGGCAAGAUGCAUCAUGACAAACUCAGGGAAGUAUGCGCACUACGGGCCCGGCCUCACGGGCCGAGAGUUCUGUUUUGGAAGCUUAUCCGAAUGUAUUGCGAGUGCUUGCACCGGGCAAUGGGAAGCAAAGGUGCCAGAGUGGCUACAAGUCGGAGUACAGAACUCGUCGUGA
Messenger RNA from Alternaria arborescens, 1680 nucleotides. RefSeq lists its product as hypothetical. The record is from RefSeq and is a predicted model, not a curated record. Lineage: Eukaryota; Fungi; Ascomycota; Dothideomycetes; Pleosporales; Pleosporaceae. The transcript has 2 exons. The coding region runs from base 1 to 1680 and encodes 559 amino acids.